Molecule: messenger RNA, 1282 nt
Organism: Vollenhovia emeryi
Lineage: Eukaryota; Metazoa; Arthropoda; Insecta; Hymenoptera; Formicidae
Product: probable ribosome production factor 1
Exons: 3
Coding region: 147-1166 (339 amino acids)
Biological process (GO): maturation of 5.8S rRNA; maturation of LSU-rRNA
Cellular component (GO): preribosome, large subunit precursor; nucleolus
Molecular function (GO): rRNA primary transcript binding
Source: RefSeq, a predicted model, not a curated record
UAGUUCGAUAUUCCUCGCGAUAUUGGCGACACUGUGCGCAUGUGUGCUCGUGCUCGUAAACACGUUUUCUGGAUCUUUGAGGUUAGAAACGCACUCUUUGCUCUGAGGAAGACAGAGUAUUUGACAGAGAGUCAGUUUUCUUUAAGAUGAAGAUUAAAACUUUACGAAAGAAUCCUCUGAGUCGACCCAGGGAGGAGGAUGACGCGGCGGCCGAUGAACCGAGCACCUCGGCGGAUAAAACCUCGCAAGUUUUGCUGCCGUCCGAUUCCAACUUCAAUCACAUCAAGUGCAAAGCGGUGAGGUACCAGAAAUGCCAGGAAUUGAUGAAGCAACGGGUGAAGGAGGCGAAGAAGGCGAAGAAGGCGCGGAUACAGGAGGGUGCGCCGAAACAGGUGCCGCAUACCCUAGAGAGUCUGCGAGAGAAGGACGAGACGACGAUAGUGGGCAGUCUGGAUGACGAGGCGAACGAGGAGUUCAGAUUUGAGUGCGAUCGCGACGAGUUCGCUGCCUAUUACAAGCAGGCGUACGAGCCGAAGGUGCUCAUUACGUAUGCCGAUAAUCCAAACAGGAAAACGAGAAUUUUUGGCCGGGAGCUCACGAGAAUAAUCCCCAAUUCCAUCUCGCUGUACAGAAAUCGCUCUGGCGUCAAGAAGAUGGUCAAGAGCGCCACAGCCAGGAACUUUACGGACAUAAUAAUCGUCAAUGAAGAUCGAUGCAAACCGAAUGGAAUGCUGAUCGUUCAUCUGCCAGAUGGUCCUACCGCACACUUCAAGCUCAGCAACGUUAAGAUAACGACGGAGUUGAAGCGCAGCCACAAAGAGAUCACGGAACACAGGCCAGAAGUUAUUCUCAAUAACUUCACCACGCGUCUGGGCUUUACCAUCGGCAGAAUGCUGGGGGCAUUGUUUCAUUAUCAGCCAGAAUUUAAAGGGAGGAGAGCAGUGACAUUUCACAAUCAAAGAGAUUACAUAUUUUUUAGACAUCAUAGGUACGAAUUUAAUCUCAAGACUGGAAAACCGAGAUUGAGAGAAUUGGGUCCACGAUUCACUUUGAAAUUAAGAUCGCUGCAGCGCGGAACAUUCGACAGCAAAUACGGCGAUUACGAGUGGAUCAUACAAGGCCGUAGGCAUGAAAUGGAGACAAGCAGAAGAAAGUUCUUUUUGUAAAUCUUAUAUAUUGGAAUUUAUUGAAAGAACUUUGUUGAAAAAGAAAUUAAACACGUCAAACAUACAAGUGGAACUGUAUUAGUUUUGUUGUAGAAAAAUAUAAAUUUGCAUCGCUA